GUGUUCCUGGUCUGCGGCAGCCAUGCUGAACUCGUAUGGAGAGGCGAGUGGGGGGGACAGAGUCCAGGACUGCGGGAUAGGAAGCUGGGGAUAUGGACAAGCAGCAGCGUUAUAGCGCUCUGGGUUUCGGGACAUAGGCCUGGGCCAUGCGGCCCCCUUGGCCCCUUGGCGCGACCCCCAGGAACGUUCGGAAAGCUGGUCCUCGUGGCUGGGGGAAAGGCGGGGGGUGGGGGGGAAGCGGGCACGUGACCCCGGUCAGCCAAUCUGGGUGCUGCUGACGUGGCCGCGCGGCCCCGAUGCUCUCCCCACCCCCCCAGCCCGUUCGGGAAGGGAGGGGCUGGGGGCUACGCCCCCUCCCCCAGCACGGCUUCGUUUUCUGGGGGGGGGUUGACACCCCGGAUUACAUACCCCGUACCAAGCCGAGGGCAACUUUGGAGGCCCCCUGGAAGGCUUUAGGAUCCAGAUUCUUCGCUGCUGCUGCCUUACCGCCGAGAACCACCACCCGCCAGGCGUCUUGCGGCCACACCCCUGGCGGGUUCAGGCAGGCUACGCCCACGCGACCCCUCCCGUUUCCCUGCUUUGGCCAAUGGAGGAGCUACGAAUGGCACGACCUGCUCGAGCUUGGCAGUCUCCAGUUGGGCUGUGCAUGGAAGCUUGGGAAGACUUUGUUGGAAGGGGAGGCGGGGAGAGAGUGCUGGAGGCUCUGGGGCGAUGGCUUCCGCACCUCUUCCAACCACCCUCUUUCCCUGGAGUCGGCGGACCACAGCUCAGCCAAUUGGCUUGGAGAUGUGGCGGGUUGCCACUUCCCUGUGGGUCUCUGCGGCACUCUUCUGCCUGGUGACUGACACCUUGGAAAUGAAGUUUAUGACGUCAUCGUUGCGGCUGGCCAAUAGAAAAAGCUCCCGCGGAGAGGUGUUCCUUCCCCUUCGACUCAGCUUCUUCACCCGCGUGAGCGAGCGCGCGCGCGCGGAGGGGGUGGGGAAAAGCUCAAGCAGGGUGGCGCGCAUGAGCGGCGAAGCUCCUCCUCCCCGCCUAUAUAUAAAGGGCUGGCGCGGGGCUCGGCGGCGCCAUUUCGUGCUGGAGUGGAGCAGCCUCUAGAACGAGCUGGAGGAUUCUGCCUACCGAUACAGAGCCUUCGAGUCGUCCGGGGCCGCCAUUACAAUCCACCUCCAUCCGCUUGGAAAUGGCCUUCGUCCCGGCCUAUGACUGGUCCCAGCGGGCAGUACAGACCCCCUAGAAGCCCCUGGAGCUCCCCUUUUUCGGGCCCCGCCCAAUCCUCGGAGUCUGUCCACCCCCUCUACUCCGCCCUCAAGAGGAUUUCAAAGAUGGAGGCGGCGGCUCCCUAAACCACUUUUCGUGUUCAUCCGCCUCCAUCCGAGAUCGAAACGGGACCUCGUCGGCCCCGUAGGGGCCCGACAAGAAGAGGGAAUCCCUGCAGACCAACAGCGGGCUAUAUUGACGACGGUGUCUGAGAUCGGGGACCGUCUUUUGAAGAGUCAGUCCCUCCUUAGUUGCCCGCCUCAGCUGAGGCCGCCGCCAUUUUCUUGCUGUCCGCCGUCUGCAGAGCGCGCCAAGCUGCCCGGAGCUCUCCGAGAGGCCCCAAAGAGACUGCUUUCGUGCCGGCCAGGCAGGGGGUUUGUCGCCUGGAGGCCCAAGAGGAACGGCCUCCCCCCAACUUAGCGGGUUAUGCUGGACCGGGCGGUGAGGGGAACCGAGGCCACCCGGACUUUCCGCGGCUGAGGGCAGCGCCGGUUCCUUGCGGUCAAGAUGCUGCAAAACGUGACUCCCCACAAUAAGCUCCCUGGGGAAGGGAAUGCAGGGUUGCUGGGGCUGGGCCCAGAAGCAGCAGCACCAGGGAAGAGGAUUCGAAAACCCUCUCUCUUGUAUGAGGGCUUUGAGAGCCCCACAAUGGCUUCGGUGCCUGCUUUGCAACUUACCCCUGCCAACCCACCACCCCCGGAGGUGUCCAAUCCCAAAAAGCCAGGACGAGUUACCAACCAGCUGCAAUACCUACACAAGGUAGUGAUGAAGGCUCUGUGGAAACAUCAGUUCGCAUGGCCAUUCCGGCAGCCUGUGGAUGCUGUCAAACUGGGUCUACCGGAUUAUCACAAAAUUAUAAAACAGCCUAUGGACAUGGGUACUAUUAAGAGGAGACUUGAAAACAAUUAUUAUUGGGCUGCUUCAGAGUGUAUGCAAGAUUUUAAUACCAUGUUCACCAACUGUUACAUUUACAACAAGCCCACUGAUGAUAUUGUCCUAAUGGCACAAACGCUGGAAAAGAUAUUCCUACAGAAGGUUGCAUCAAUGCCACAAGAAGAACAAGAGCUGGUAGUGACCAUCCCUAAGAACAGCCACAAGAAGGGGGCCAAGUUGGCAGCGCUCCAGGGCAGUGUUACCAGUGCCCAUCAGGUGCCUGCCGUCUCUUCUGUGUCACACACAGCCCUGUAUACUCCUCCACCUGAGAUACCUACCACUGUCCUCAACAUUCCCCACCCAUCAGUCAUUUCCUCUCCACUUCUCAAGUCCUUGCACUCUGCUGGACCCCCGCUCCUUGCUGUUACUGCAGCUCCUCCAGCCCAGCCCCUUGCCAAGAAAAAAGGCGUAAAGCGGAAAGCAGAUACUACCACCCCUACACCUACAGCCAUCUUGGCUCCUGGUUCUCCAGCUAGCCCUCCUGGGAGUCUUGAGCCUAAGGCAGCACGGCUUCCCCCUAUGCGUAGAGAGAGUGGUCGCCCCAUCAAGCCCCCACGCAAAGACUUGCCUGACUCUCAGCAACAACACCAGAGCUCUAAGAAAGGAAAGCUUUCAGAACAGUUAAAACAUUGCAAUGGCAUUUUGAAGGAGUUACUCUCUAAGAAGCAUGCUGCCUAUGCUUGGCCUUUCUAUAAACCAGUGGAUGCUUCUGCACUUGGCCUGCAUGACUACCAUGACAUCAUUAAGCACCCCAUGGACCUCAGCACUGUCAAGCGGAAGAUGGAGAACCGUGAUUACCGGGAUGCACAGGAGUUUGCUGCUGAUGUACGGCUUAUGUUCUCCAACUGCUAUAAGUACAAUCCCCCAGAUCACGAUGUUGUGGCAAUGGCACGAAAGCUACAGGAUGUAUUUGAGUUCCGUUAUGCCAAGAUGCCAGAUGAACCACUAGAACCAGGGCCUUUACCAGUCUCUACUGCCAUGCCCCCUGGCUUGGCCAAAUCGUCUUCAGAGUCCUCCAGUGAGGAAAGUAGCAGUGAGAGCUCCUCUGAGGAAGAGGAGGAGGAAGAUGAGGAGGACGAGGAGGAAGAAGAGAGUGAAAGCUCAGACUCAGAGGAAGAAAGGGCUCAUCGCUUAGCAGAACUACAGGAACAGCUUCGGGCAGUACAUGAACAACUGGCUGCUCUGUCCCAGGGUCCAAUAUCCAAGCCCAAGAGGAAAAGAGAGAAAAAAGAGAAAAAGAAGAAACGGAAGGCAGAGAAGCAUCGAGGCCGAGCUGGGGCCGAUGAAGAUGACAAGGGGCCUAGGGCACCCCGCCCACCUCAACCUAAGAAGUCCAAGAAAGCAAGUGGCAGUGGGGGUGGCAGUGCUGCUUUAGGCCCUUCUGGCUUUGGACCUUCUGGAGGAAGUGGCACCAAGCUCCCCAAAAAGGCCACAAAGACAGCCCCACCUGCCCUGCCUACAGGUUAUGAUUCAGAGGAGGAGGAAGAGAGCAGGCCCAUGAGUUACGAUGAGAAGCGGCAGCUGAGCCUGGACAUCAACAAAUUACCUGGGGAGAAGCUGGGCCGAGUUGUGCAUAUAAUCCAAGCCAGGGAGCCCUCUUUACGUGAUUCAAACCCAGAAGAGAUUGAGAUUGAUUUUGAAACACUCAAGCCAUCCACACUUAGAGAGCUUGAGCGCUAUGUCCUUUCCUGCCUACGUAAGAAACCCCGGAAGCCCUACACCAUUAAGAAGCCUGUGGGAAAGACAAAGGAGGAACUGGCUUUGGAGAAAAAGCGGGAAUUAGAAAAGCGGUUACAAGAUGUCAGCGGACAGCUCAAUUCUACUAAAAAGCCCCCCAAGAAAGCGAAUGAGAAAACAGAGUCAUCCUCUGCACAGCAAGUAGCAGUGUCACGCCUUAGCGCUUCCAGCUCCAGCUCAGAUUCCAGCUCCUCCUCUUCCUCGUCGUCGUCUUCAGACACCAGUGAUUCAGACUCAGGCUAAGGGGUCAGGCCAGAUGGGGCAGGAAGGCUCCGCAGGACCGGACCCCUAGACCACCCUGCCCCACCUGCCCCUUCCCCCUUUGCUGUGACACUUCUUCAUCUCACCCCCCCCCGCCCCCCUCUAGGAGAGCUGGCUCUGCAGUGGGGGAGGGAUGCAGGGACAUUUACUGAAGGAGGGACAUGGACAAAACAACAUUGAAUUCCCAGCCCCAUUGGGGAGUGAUCUCUUGGACACAGAGCCCCCAUUCAAAAUGGGGCAGGGCAAGGGUGGGAGUGUGCAAAGCCCUGAUCUGGAGUUACCUGAGGCCACAGCUGCCCUAUUCACUUCUAAGGGCCCUGUUUUGAGAUUGUUUGUUCUAAUUUAUUUUAAGCUAGGUAAGGCUGGGGGGAGGGUGGGGCCGUGGUCCCCUCAGCCUCCAUGGGGAGGGAAGAAGGGGGAGCUCUUUUUUUACGUUGAUUUUUUUUUUUCUACUCUGUUUUCCCUUUUUCCUUCCGCUCCAUUUGGGGCCCUGGGGGUUUCAGUCAUCUCCCCAUUUGGUCCCCUGGACUGUCUUUGUUGAUUCUAACUUGUAAAUAAAGAAAAUAUUAUUCAAGUUUUGAGUUACCUUAAUAUUUGCUUUUGUAGUGUUUCAAAAGGAACAUCAUAAGAAUUGUCUUGAUAAUUUUGAGGGAAAUAUUACUGCAGUGAGAAAAGGCAAUAGCUAACCUAUAAUUGGAUUGUCUUAAUUUUUAAACCAGUAGGCUUUUGCUGUGUUUUUAAUAAAGUAAAUAUGACUUUUGUAAA
This is a messenger RNA of Homo sapiens (human), 4956 nucleotides long. It is a transcript of the gene BRD2, whose product is annotated as bromodomain containing 2. NCBI's taxonomy places the organism in Eukaryota, Metazoa, Chordata, Mammalia, Primates, Hominidae. Gene Ontology annotation, biological process: regulation of DNA-templated transcription. The transcript has 13 exons. Gene Ontology annotation, cellular component: nucleus; chromosome. The coding region runs from base 1768 to 4173 and encodes 801 amino acids. The record is from RefSeq and is marked reviewed.